ACAAGAUGCACUACUUCUUCUAUAUAAGGUCACUUCUCCCCCUUUGUUUCGAUAACUCCAGAUUAUUGCUGGAGCUCAAAACAUUCUUCAACAAAUAUUGUUUUUAUAUUAGGAAAACUCUAACCUUAUUAGAUUCUUGUACUAAUAAUACACAAAAAUGGAUUCAACUUUGGCUUACAUCAUUGUCCUCUUUCUUCUUACCUUAUUUUCAUUUAAGUUCUUUCCAAAACGACCUAAAACAAAACAAACAAGUGCAAAACUUCCUCCUGGUUCAAUGGGGUGGCCGUACAUAGGACAAACCCUUCAACUCUACUCCCAAGACCCAAAUGUUUUCUUCUUCUCCAAACAAAAAAGGUACGGAGAAAUAUUCAAGACGAACAUUCUUGGAUGUAAGUGUGUGAUGUUGGCAAGUCCUGAAGCUGCACGUUUUGUGUUGGUGACACAAUCUCACUUAUUUAAACCAACAUAUCCUAAAAGCAAAGAACGUUUGAUUGGUCCUUGUGCUUUGUUUUUCCACCAAGGUGAGUAUCACUUGCGUUUGAGGAAGCUUAUUCAGAGGUCUCUCUCCCUCGAUUCACUUCGCAACUUGGUUCCUGAAAUUGAAGCCCUAGCCGUAUCCACCAUCAAAUCUUGGGGUGACGAUGGAUGCAUGAUUAACACUUUUAAGGAAAUGAAAAAAUUUUCUUUUGAAGUUGGUAUUCUCAAAGUUUUUGGAAAUCUAGAGCCGAGGUUGAGGGAAGAGCUAAAGAAGAAUUAUUGGAUUGUUGACAAUGGUUACAAUUCUUUUCCAACUCAAAUUCCUGGUACACAAUACAAAAAGGCACUCUUGGCAAGAGAGAAACUUGGAAGUAUUUUGAAGGAAAUAAUUAGUGAGAGGAAGGAGAAGAAGUUGCUUGAAAGUGAAAGAGAUCUUUUGAGCUGUUUAUUGAAUUGGAAAGGAGAAGGAGGAGAAAUUUUAUCUGAUGAUGAAAUUGGAGAUAACAUUAUUGGAGUGCUUUUUGCUGCUCAGGAUACCACAGCUACUGUCAUGACAUGGGUGAUCAAGUACUUGCAUGAUCAACCAAAACUUCUCGAAUGUGUAAAGGCUGAGCAGAAGGCAAUUCACAUGGAAAAUGAUGGUAAACUACAGCUGAAUUGGAAUCAGACUAGAAACAUGCCAAUUACCUAUAAGGUUGUGUUAGAGAGCAUGAGAAUGGCAAGUGUUAUAUCAUUUCCAUUUAGAGAAGCAGUAGCUGAUGUAGAGUACAAGGGAUUCCUAAUCCCAAAAGGGUGGAAAGCAAUGCCACUGUUCAGAAAUAUUCAUCAUAAUCCUGAAUUUUUUCCAGAGCCUCAUAAAUUCAACCCUUCAAGAUUUGAGGUUUCACCAAAACCAAAUACUUUCUUGCCAUUUGGUAGUGGAGUACAUGCUUGUCCUGGCAAUGAACUUGCUAAGCUGGAGACCCUUAUUAUGAUCCAUCAUUUGGUCACCAAGUUUAGGUUGGAAGUGGUAGGAUCACAAUGUGGGAUUCAAUAUGGUCCAUUUCCAUUGCCUUUGAAUGGACUCCCAGCCAGGUGUUGGAGAGAAUCUACCAGCAUUGCUAGAAAAAGAUUCAUUGGGCAGAAAUGAAUGACAUCAUUGCUGAGAAAAAUUCCACUUUCUAGAGCCAUAAAUUAAUCUUUUUUUCUUUAUCUUUUCUAUAUUAAUUAACUAUGUAAUUUUUUUUCAUAUGUGGGCACUUCAACUUUUGCCCCUUCUAUUCUACAAAAUCCCCUGCAGGCGUCCUUAAAGAAAGAUUGGAAAAGCCUCGAUAGGGGGGGAUGUAUCUUUCAUAAUUUCAUUUACUCUGCAAAGCAUGAGAAUUUGAUAUAAAUAGAAUCAAGGGAUUUGGUUACUACUAUUAUAA
Messenger RNA from Medicago truncatula (barrel medic), 1883 nucleotides. RefSeq names its product abscisic acid 8'-hydroxylase CYP707A1. The coding region runs from base 158 to 1606 and encodes 482 amino acids. Gene Ontology annotation, biological process: sterol metabolic process. Gene Ontology annotation, molecular function: iron ion binding; heme binding; (+)-abscisic acid 8'-hydroxylase activity. The transcript is spliced from 9 exons. NCBI's taxonomy places the organism in Eukaryota, Viridiplantae, Streptophyta, Magnoliopsida, Fabales, Fabaceae. The record is from RefSeq and is a predicted model, not a curated record.